GCCUCGAGCAAAUCAACCCCUUGAACAGACUCAGGUGCAUUCUCUGAGCACGCGCCUCUUAAGGCUCUCAGCCAAUUCGAGUUCCCACAGGCGCUACACAAUUGCUACGAGCCAGAGAGCAUUGUUGAGGCUAAGCAGGCAUGAACCGGCAUCACCCGUAUGGUGGAUAUGAUGCCCGGCCCGCCGGCCGUGGUGGGAGCGCAGGAAGGGGCCUAGGGCAAGUGCGUGGCCCUACAUAUAGCCAUCCAGCACAGCAACAUCAGCAGCAGCAAGCGGUGCAAUUCCCUCAAGAUGCGUACGGUGCGCCGGGUCCCUCAUCCUACCCUCCUGGCCCUGAACAGUCGUAUGCUUAUGGAGGUUCUGGUGGUGCGAAUGUCCAGGCAAGCAUGGGCAUAUCGCAUGGAGGGAUGAAUCCACAUGCCGGUAUGCCCCCAGCUGCGCCACCCUCCUACGGCUAUGGAAUCAUGGCUUCACAAAGUGCACCUUAUGGUGCACCUGGCCCAUCGCAGGCGCCGGUAAGGCCUCCGUAUAAUGCAGGUGGGGGAGGAUAUGCCGGCCCACCUCCUGCUCAUUUUGCCCCUGCUGCGCCUCCCGCUCUCCCUUACCCUGGUGCUGCCACUGGCUUCGACCACUAUGCUCAGGGCCAACGGAUAGACGGGCCUCCGAUGAACAUGCAGAUGCCGCCUGCAACUCUGUAUGAACAGUAUUCAGGGUACGGUGGUGGUGGUGUCUAUGGGUCAGAGCCUACAGGAUCCGCCGCUGUUGAGGAUGUCCGACCGCGCGAUGGGCGUAAAGGUCGUCAAGAGGCUCGGGGUAUUUCUCGCAAGGAGACGAACGACUUGAAGGAAGAGAGAAUGAAGAAGGAAAGGCCAGGGCGAACGCUGUUCCUGCGCAACAUUGACUUUGACACCGAUCCUGCCGAAGUCCAAGCUCGAUUCAGGACAUUUGGCGAGAUUACCAAGUUCUUCGAUCUUACUGGUAAGCGUGGCCUGGCAUUUUGUACCUACUAUGAUAUUCGCGCCGCCGAGGCGGCCAAAGCAGCCAUGCAAGACUUUGAGUUCAACGGUCGCAAGCUCGACAUCCACUACAGUCUACCUAAAGAGGAAGAUCAGCAGAAACGGUGUGAUCGUGACAAGAACCAGGGCACGCUUUUCGUCCUGCUUCGAAAGGGCUCGCGGGCACUCCAGGAUGCCGAUGUCUAUCAGGUCUUUUUGCCAUUCGGAGAGAUCAAGUCGAUCCGCAGGUAUAAAGACCAAUCUCACACGCGUUUUCUCGAGUUCUACGACAGCCGAGCGUGUCAAGCAGCACACGACUCCAUGAAUGGCACCAAGUACUUGGACGGAGAGUGGGACUUGAAGUUCGCUUGGGACUUGUCUGUCGCUGCCGUCAUUGGGACACAGGGCGGUCAGGGCCCAGCGCAAGGUCGCGCUCAAGAUGGCAGAGGUCGAGGAGGCGGAGGUGGGAGCAGUGCACGCGGCCCCCAGCAGCAACAACAACAGCAGAUGCCUGCCGGCUUGCAGGGCAGUCCACCGCAUUUGUACAGAGUCGCAGACGCGCGUGUACGUUACCCUGGCCCGGGCCCCUUCGCUCAGGUGCCUCCUGCGCCACCUGUGGCAGCAACAGGGACGGGCGCUUCGCCGACCGAAGCCAAUCGCUCGUUGGAUCCAAAUCGACUUGAGCAGGCGCAAAAGGUCCAGCAGCUCCUUGCGUCGUUGAAGACAAUGGGAGCAGUUCCAGCACCCUCGCAGCCACAUCAGCAAGCGACACCCACUAACAGUUGCCCGGUGGCUUCGUUGCCUCCACCUGCCCAGCUGGCAUCAGCUCCAGCUUCCGUUCCAGUAUCUGCUGCAACCGCGCAGGCGCCAUCGUCAUUACCAGCCAAUCUCGCUGCACUCUUGGGGUCACUUCAAGCGAGUGCUCAGAAUGCGCCUAGCUAAACCGCAUCUUGCGAGAGGCGCCCAUAUGUAUCAGAACAUGCAUCACAGAAAUGAA
Messenger RNA from Tilletiaria anomala UBC 951, 1992 nucleotides. RefSeq lists its product as uncharacterized. The transcript has 4 exons. NCBI's taxonomy places the organism in Eukaryota, Fungi, Basidiomycota, Exobasidiomycetes, Georgefischeriales, Tilletiariaceae. Gene Ontology annotation, molecular function: RNA binding. The coding region runs from base 141 to 1937 and encodes 598 amino acids. The record is from RefSeq and is a predicted model, not a curated record.